ACGACUUCUGAUCGUUUCCAGUAUUCAAUAUAAUUGUACUAAGCAUUAUAAGAUCAUAAAUAUUAAGAUAGUCAAGUGAUAAAAGAAAGCGGGUCUUGAUUACAAAAUGUCUAAAUUCAAUUGGACAAUGGAUAAAACGAAUAAAUUUAUCGAGCUAUACAAGAAACAUGAAUGUUUAUGGAAUAAUAAAAGUGAUACGUAUAAAAAUUGUAAAUUGAAGAAAAUAGCAAUAGAAGAUAUAAUGCAAAAAAUGAAUUUUGAAGGUUUAACAAUUACUACUAUAAAGGAAAAAAUCAGGUCAAUAAGAACAAUUUAUCGCCGCGAAUUGAAUAAAAUAAUAAAGUCUCGCAAAAAUGGAAAUGGAGACAUAUAUGAACCAAAGCUAUCUUGGUUUAAAAAAGUAGAUCCAUUUCUUCGUUCUGUAUCGGUUUUACGAACUAAUAUUUCAAAGACGGCAUAUUUUAGUAAUUUUACUGAUGAUGUAUUAGAUAAUAAUGAAAAUUCGUCAUCAUUAGUAUAUAAUAACAUUAUGGAGACUUUAAUAGAAGAUAAAAAAUUACAAACACAAACGACUAACGCGAAAAUAAAUAAAAAAGGGGCAAUUGUUUCAAAAGAAAUGGAAUGUGAAAAAAAUAAUUCAUUUUUUAAAUCAGCACAAGAGAAACAAAAAUGCAUGGAUAUCCCUAACAUGAACGAAAGAGUUGUAUGUCCAGAAAAUAAUAUAUCUGAACGUUCGGAAGAAAAUGAAUUUGAUAUAUUUGGCAAAUCUGUGGCAGUACAAUUAAAACAAUUUCCCCUACUCGAAGCUAUAGAAUGCCAAAAAAAAAUUCAAGAUAUAUUAUUUAUGCAAAGAAUUCUCCUUUUUCGCAAAGAAACUUGUUCCAAUAGAAUAUCUGAUACUUAGCUUUAUCAAUUUGUCUCGUUUUUUUUUUAUAAAAAGAAAUUGUUAUUUAUUUUUUUUAAAA
Molecule: messenger RNA, 965 nt
Organism: Apis laboriosa (Himalayan honeybee)
Lineage: Eukaryota; Metazoa; Arthropoda; Insecta; Hymenoptera; Apidae
Exons: 2
Coding region: 107-904 (265 amino acids)
Source: RefSeq, a predicted model, not a curated record